AUGGUUGUGACUUAUCUACCAGAAUUUACAAUUAUGAGUCCAGUGGAAAGUGUACCUGUUGCAGUAUUAAACUGUAUUGAUGAUUAUGUGGAAUUAUUGUAUGAUGAUAUACCAGAAAAAAUAAAAGGAUCUGCACUUAUUCUGCAACUAGCAAGAAAUCCAGAUAACCUCAUUGAAUUAGCUAGAAAUGAGGCUUUACUCAGCGCACUGUCAAGAGUAUUAAGGGAAGAAUGGAAGAGAAGUAUUGAAUUGAGUACCAAUAUUGUUUACACAUUCUUCUGUUUUUCUACAUAUAUAGAGUUUCACACUGUUAUAAUACAAUAUAAAAUAGGUUCAUUGUGUAUGGAUGUAAUUGACUAUGAGCUUAAACGAUAUGACCAAUGGAAGGAAAGAGUUGAAGGGAAAAAACAACUGCUAACACCUGAUAAGAGUGAACUACCAAAGAGCCGAAUACCAGAGCCUAAGCGCCGCCCAAAAUCAGGCACAUGGGCUGUUGCUGAUGUAAAUUUACAAAAGUCACGUUCACUAGUAUCCAGUUAUCAUGAGGAUUUGUGUAAUGCUUCAGAUGAAUACCUUUCUAAAAAUGAUGAAGAACAAAUGAAACGAAAAUUAAAGACUCUGUCCAAGAGACAAGAACAACUUCUUAGAGUUGCAUUUUACAUGUUACUUAAUAUAGCCGAUAAUAUCAAAGUUGAAGAGAAAAUGCACAAAAAGGACAUUGUAGGAUUACUCAUUGGUGCAAUGGAGAGACAUUCAAAUAUUGAUCUUCUAAUUCUCAUUGUUUCAUUCCUUCAAAAGCUGUCCAUUUUUGUAGAAAAUAAAAAUGCAAUGGCUUCUAAAGGAAUUAUUGAGAAAUUAGGUCCUUUACUGGAUUCUCCUAAUGCAGAUUUAGUCAAUGUUACUUUAAAGCUUCUCUUUAACUUAACAUUUGACACGAAGCUACGAAACAAAAUGAUUAAGAUUAACCUGUUGCCCAAAUUCAUACAAUUUACGAGUGACGACAGACAUAUUAAUUUAGCAAUGAAAAUUCUUUACCAUUUAAGUAUGGAUGACCGUGUUAAACUAAUGUUUACGCAAUCUGAUUGUGUUAAAUUGCUGACGGACAUGCUGCUGCUGAACGUGAACAGCGAGUGCAGCAUGGAGGGCUCGCCGGGCACCACGGACGUGCUGCUCGCCCUGUGCGUGAACCUCGCGUGGAACGAGCGCGCCGCCCAGCAGAUGGCGGCGGAGGGGCGCCUGCGCGAGCUGCUCGCUAGGGGCUUCAGGCACAGGAACGCGAUGCUCGUGAAGCUCGUGCGCAACCUCUCCCACCACCCGCAGACGAAGCCCCUGUUUGUGGAGUUUGUCGGAGACAUAGCUGGGGCGGUGACGAGCGGAGAAGCUCCUGAAGAGUUCGUAAUUGAAUGUCUCGGCACUUUAAGCAAUAUUCUCUGUCUGAGCAAUAAUAUAGACAUUUACGCAGUCGUCGAGAGAUACAAUUUAAUACCCUGCAUUAUGGAGAUUUUAGACCCAGAGAACAACAAGGACCCGGAGCUGGUGCUGGAGGGCGUGGUGGCGGCGGGCGCGCUGGCGGCCGAGGAGCGCGCCGCCUCCGCGCUGGUGGCGGCCGGCGGGGGCGAGGCGCUGGUGGCCCUGCUGCGCCUGCGGCAGGCCGACGACGAGCACGUGCUGCAGACGGUGUUCGCCUUCCGGCAGCUGCUCUCGCACCCGCGCGCCGCAGAACACCUCGUCGCGCACACGGAGGCUCCAGCAUACCUCAUUGACUUAAUGCAGGAUAAGAAUGUGGAAAUAAGAAAAAUGUGCGAUGCAUGCUUAGAUAUAAUAUCGCAAAUGGAGAACGAGUGGGCGGCGAGGAUUAAGGUGGAGCGCUUCCGCUGCCACAACGGGCAGUGGCUGUCGGUCGUCGAGACGCUCGGCUGCGAGAGCGGCGCCGGUGACGCCGACGAGCUACCGCCCUACCUCUCCGCCGACUACCUCACCACGCACCGCCUCACUACCGCCGAUUCCCAAACUUCUCUAAAUGACGAUUCCGAUAGCUUUUCUGGAGACGCAGAUUUUAAUCGUGUGAACAGCAGAAAUACUUCAGACGGUCAAACAGAUGAAAUGUACGGAACUAUGGAUUCACUUUUUGACAAACCAUUAGAAAAUAGUAUGCUAUCGUCAAGUGAACUUAAAUCUUUCGGU
Molecule: messenger RNA, 2184 nt
Organism: Iphiclides podalirius (scarce swallowtail)
Lineage: Eukaryota; Metazoa; Arthropoda; Insecta; Lepidoptera; Papilionidae
Source: the annotation of a GenBank genome assembly